UGUUUUUCUCUUAUAACAAAAAAAACUAUUUGAUAAUCCUAAUUUACUGUCGGAUCCUUAAUAGUGAAUAUAUUAUUUUAUUGACAUCGCAAUGUUUAUUAUCGUUAGAUUUUAAGUUUUAACGUAGUUAUUUUUGUAAUGAACAAAUAAAAGCAAUUUUUAAAACUUGUAUAGGAGUUAUGGUGUUUGUUGUCGAAUAUUGAAACACUUAUUUAAUCUUAGAAAUGAGCAACAAAUACAGCUUUCAAAGACCUGAAAUGGAGACACCUCUUCAAAGUUCUCAUUACAAUCCGUCUAGGGAAACACUUGGUCGUUAUUCAGAAUAUUCAUUACAUUCCAGUUAUAAAAUAAGAGCUGGUGAUGCUGCAUCAAAUGAUUCAGUGGCGUGUACAAUGAGAAUUCCAUAUGCUACUCUGAUAGCUGCUCUCUUAUGCUGUACUGGUAUUGGUGUGUUUUGUGGUACUAUGUACCGUGGGGCUACAUUAAGUGCAUUGGUAUUGGAUCAAGUAUUUCAUUUAUAUAUUGGCUGGUUGGAAACUGUAAAAACUAUUUUAGUUUUAAUAGCUGCCGGAAUGGGUGCUUUAACGCUAAUGGUAAUAUUUGUUGGAUUUCUUGCUACAGGCGCUACUCGUCGCCGUGUAUAUAAAGCAUGGCGUAAUAGAGUGGGUGGUCGUAUAUCUUGUGCAGUUUUUAUGGGCAUUAUUUACAUAUUACAAUUUUUUUGGAUAUUUGUGUUUGGGUUCCUUAUUGUAACAACAUUUAUUAUGACUGUGUUUUGGCAAAUGUGUGCAAGUUCUCCAGUUCAAGAUCAACAUCAGUGUAUUGAUUUAAAACAGUUUUAUUUUAUGUUUCCACAAUCAACUCGUAUCGACUAUUUAAAAAUAUGUGAACCUAGAGAGAUUAAGUUUUUUUGUAGAGAUUUUGUAGAAAAAGCUGAAUUUAUGUUUAUAAUGGGUACUCUUGGAGUUGUAUUGAUACUGAUAAGUUUGGUUCAUUACCUGAUGUGCCUUUCGGCUAACUACGCUCACAUCAGGGAUCACGAGAAGUUUGAAGAGCUUCAAGAAUUACAAUUGUUGCAAGACACUGAUUUUGCUGCAUCAAAAGAAAGGUUUUAAUAAGAGUGACUAAACUUUAAAAAAUCAUAAAAGUUUUGUCAUAAUCUUAGGAAUAAAAAUAUUAAGUAUUGUUAAACCAAUACUGUCCAAAAAUGUAAUGACUCACGCUUGAUAAAUGUAAAUUAAGGAAGCACCAGGGUAACUAAACUUUGUAUUUGCGUUGGAAUUUAUUUCAUAAUAGUUAUUAUUUAUUAUUGUUAGAUUUUUAUAUAAUGUCUAACCUAUAAAUUAUUGAAUAAUUGAAUUAAACCUUAACAUAUUCGACUACCUUAUAAUGAUAUAAAAGAAGGCAAAGACAUUUUUUUAAUGAUAGUAUCUUUAUAAAUUAUUUUAAAAAUGAAGUAGUACAUACUUAUCAAAGUAUUGAUUCUAGCUUUUUAAUUACUUUUUUAAUUUUUAAUUUAAUAUAUACUUAUUUAUUAUAACUAAGGUAAAAAAACAUUGAUUUGUUAGCAAAAAAAAAAUCAACAAGAAUUUAUGUGUUACUUUACUUUAUUAAUAGGCUUGUUUUCAAGGUAUAAAUAUUUAUAACUGUUCGUAAGGUUUUUCAUUGUAUUUGCUGGAUCCCAACCUGUUUUUAUGAUAACUAACAAUACAAUUUUUAGUUUGCACUUUGAAGCUUUAGGUCUGUAAACAUAGUAAAGAAACAUUCAAAGAUACUAACAAGCCGUUUUAUAUAAAACUAAGCUCUAAAAUAUUGAUUCUAAACAAUAUUACUGUUAGAGAAUGUUAACAAAUUUUUACAUCUCGAAAACCCAUGUAUAAUUGUUGAACAAUGUUUACACAAGUUAAGUUCUAAUCUUAUUUUACUUAUUAAUUAUUAUGACUUUUACCAUAGAUCAAAUAUACAUAGAUAGUAGUGCACAGGCAUAUAAAAUACGGAAACUGUUUAGAAAAAGAAAUGGAUGCAAUAAAUACACAGGUAUUAUAGGAUUGCAUUCAAAGUUGUGUUACCAAAAAUGUAUACACUUCAGUACAAAUAUUUUUGUAUACUUAAAUGUUGCAUUUGUAAAUUAGUUGAUGUCAUCCAUCUCUUCUUUCUAUUACAUUACUUUCUCUUUACCCUCUCCUCAAUAACAAAUUAGGUAUAGAGUAAAGAUGGAUAUAUUUAUAUUCACUUCAGCUGUGUGUAACGACAGAUUUUUUUAAUUUCUGCAUGGAAACAAUUAAGUGUAUAAACAUUUUAUUGUGGCAGUAUAUAGUGUGAUCUAUCUAUAUGUGUUAAAUCUAUGGUCUUCAAUUAUUGACUAUAUUUUAGUACAUAAGCACUUAUAAAUAAAAAAGUUUUAUAAAAAACUGUUUACACAAAGACUACUGAUAAACUUGAUAUUUAGAUUUUAUAAAAGUUAAAAGUAUACAUGAAAAUGUAUUACCUGAUUGAUUAUUAUUUGUUUGAAUUUUAUGUAUUAAUUAUUAUAAGCUGUUUAAAAAUAUU
Molecule: messenger RNA, 2550 nt
Organism: Adelges cooleyi (spruce gall adelgid)
Lineage: Eukaryota; Metazoa; Arthropoda; Insecta; Hemiptera; Adelgidae
Gene: M6
Product: neuronal membrane glycoprotein M6-a
Exons: 7
Coding region: 225-1115 (296 amino acids)
Biological process (GO): neuron projection development
Cellular component (GO): plasma membrane
Source: RefSeq, a predicted model, not a curated record